Messenger RNA from Chenopodium quinoa (quinoa), 2074 nucleotides. RefSeq names its product 1-(5-phosphoribosyl)-5-[(5-phosphoribosylamino)methylideneamino] imidazole-4-carboxamide isomerase, chloroplastic-like. The coding region runs from base 824 to 1696 and encodes 290 amino acids. The record is from RefSeq and is a predicted model, not a curated record. The transcript is spliced from 10 exons. Gene Ontology annotation, cellular component: cytoplasm. Gene Ontology annotation, molecular function: 1-(5-phosphoribosyl)-5-[(5-phosphoribosylamino)methylideneamino]imidazole-4-carboxamide isomerase activity. Lineage: Eukaryota; Viridiplantae; Streptophyta; Magnoliopsida; Caryophyllales; Amaranthaceae. Gene Ontology annotation, biological process: L-tryptophan biosynthetic process; L-histidine biosynthetic process.
UGAACAACACUAGUGGACGGUAUAAUGGGAAUUAAAAAAAGAGUAGUUGUAAUUUGGGAAUUAGAUAAUUUCCCAACAUUAUUUAGGGAAAUAAUUCAAGUUUAACAAAGAGAAUUUCCACCGUUAAAAAAAAAAAAAAAAAGAAUUUUUUUUUUCUUAUUUCCCCUCCUGGCCUCCUCCAACCCAUUAUUGCUCCUCUCUAUGUCAUCCCUUUGCUAAUUAAUUUUCUGUCUCUUAGAAUUCUCCCCCAAGUUGUUUGAUGAAAGGUAGAUGAUUUAAGGCUCCUCCUUGAAGCUUACUCUAACACUCUGAGUUCUCCAUCGAAGCGGCGUUUGAGCUUUCUCUCUUCCAUUGAAAUAGUUUGUGAGCCAGUUAAACUAAUACAAAGCACUAUAUUGCCUAUUGAAGAGCACUCAACGUUCAUUGAAGCGCAGUUGACGUUCUCCGUUGAAUCGCACGGCGCCUUCUAAUAACUUGUAUCCCUCAUUGAAGCAGCUUCUCAGUGCAUUAAGUGUUCGAAAAUCUCAACCAGUGGCAGACCUACCCUUGGUCCAGGUAGGUCACGUGAAAAAUUAAAAAAACAAAAAAACGGACAGUCAGUACUGGAAGGGAAAAGAAACAAAACAAAACCAUAUUCAAAAUCACGCACUCUCAUCCUCUCAAAUCUCAAUCUCUCUCUUCGCUCUUCGCCGCCGCACCGCCAGUCGCCGCCGCACCGCCUCGCCAUCAGCGUACACACACACUCGGACUCGGCGUUCUUCGACUCUUCUUGCUGCCAAGUAACUAAGCUGUUGUUUGCCACCCUUUAUUGUAGGACGGAACUAUGAAAAUAGGCCUUUGCUCCAUGGGUCCAGGGCAGCUGCCCCUCCUGCCCCGGCUCAAGGGUGGGCCUCAAUGUUCCAUUCGGUUUCGACCUUGCAUUGAUAUACACAAGGGAAAAGUGAAGCAAAUUGUUGGUUCCACCCUUUUGGAUUUGAAAGAAGGAGGAUCAUCAUCAUCAGCUCUUGUUACUAAUUUUGUUUCUGAUAAGCCGUCAGCUGAUUAUGCUAGGUUGUACAAGGAUGAUGGGCUUUUGGGUGGUCAUGUUAUCAUGCUUGGCGCAGACCCUUUGAGCGAAGCUGCUGCAAUUGAAGCCUUGCAUGCAUUUCCUGGUGGUAUGCAGGUUGGAGGUGGGAUUAAUUCCAAAAAUGCAUUAAGAUAUAUUGAAGAGGGAGCCAGCCAUGUCAUCGUAACAUCAUAUGUGUUCAACAAUGGGCAAAUGGACCUUGAUAGGCUUAAGGAUCUGGUCUGCACUGUUGGAAAAGAAAGGCUUGUAUUAGAUUUGAGCUGCAGAAAGAAGGAAGGUAAAUAUGCCAUUGUAACGGACAGAUGGCAGAAAUUUAGCAAUGUAUAUGUUGAUGAGCAGACUUUGGAAUUUCUUGCUGCCUAUGCUGACGAGUUUUUGGUACAUGGUGUGGAUGUUGAAGGCAAAAAAUUGGGAAUUGACGAAGAGCUUGUUUCUUUACUUGGAAAAUACUCACCAAUUCCAGUGACCUAUGCUGGUGGUGUGACAGUUAUGGGGGAUCUAGAAAAGAUUAAGGUGGCUGGCAAUGAGCGAGUUGAUGUAACUGUUGGUAGUGCUUUGGAUAUAUUUGGGGGUAGUUUACCCUACAAAGAUGUCAUUGCAUGGCACCUUAAGCAGGAGUCCGGCAGCUAGUUCUCUAUUUUUUGUCAUCUUUGAACCAGUUCUCUUCUAGCACCAUAAUUAAAGACACAGAUCCGCUUCACUAGUCAAAUUCACCUGCUGCAAAGACCUUAAUUUGCUUAACAAGGUGUUAUUAAUGACUCAAUGUUAUUGUUGUAUUGUCCCUUUAGUCUUGUUUCGAAUUGGCCUUGCCAUUCUAAGUUCCCAAUUUUGAUGUUAUGCUUCUUAGCUAUUUGAUUAUUAUUUUUUUUGGCAAGGAUUCUUAAACUGGAUUGGCCCAGACUAGACUUUUUAUUGAAAGCUAUUGAGAAAAUAUUGGACUGGGAUUCUUAAACUGGAUUGGCCCAGACUAGACUCGGAAUAUGAAGAUCUAAUUUUUUUUCAUUCCAA